CUGUUUUGCGACUCCGUCCACAUCACGCGUGUUUUAUUCGUUUGUUGACAUUCAGCGAAAAAGGCGUUUCCCGAAGGUUCAAACAGCUUGGCUUUCUUUGAACGAUCAGACUCCUGUUUUUGUCGUGUUUGAAGAUAAUGCAUGGCUAUAGGUGAGGCAUGAGGGCGCUUUGGAGGAACUGUGUGUUGGAUGUGGGCUUGUGGGUCACACUUUGCUUCCUUUACGUGUGCGUGGAAGGAAAUGGGUUGGAGGUUAAGGCUAAACCCAAGAUGCAUCAGGUCUGCUAUUAUGCUAUCCCUAGAACAGGGAGUGGUGAUAUUACCGUGAAAGACUUAUCUGUGGAUGACAUUGAUCCCUUUAUUUGUACUCAUAUUAUUGUGGCCUUUGCUAGAAUCAGAAACAAUGUAAUUGUUCCAUCUAACGAUGGGGAUAUUGAGGUAUACAAGGAAGUAAUUGCCUUGAAGAAGCAGAAUCCAGAGCUAAAGGUUCUUUUGUCUGUGGGCGGGGGCUCAACAGACGGAGGAUUCCCAAGCCUUGUUCGUGAUCCCCAAGCAGUUAUUGAGUUUGCCUCACAUUCUCGAAAAUUCAUCACAACAUUUGGCUUUGAUGGCUUAGACCUUGACUGGGAAUUUCCUGCAUGGCCUGCUUUGCUGAGAAACAGGCAGGAGAAGAGAUGGUUCACAAGACUUGUUCAGCAUCUCUACCAUGAAUUUAAGUCACCAUUACACAAACCGCUCUUGCUCACAAUUGCUGUAGCAGCUCCAAAGGCAAUCAUAGACAGGUCAUAUGAAAUCUCUGAGUUAUCCAGGAAUGUUGAUUUUGUGUCAAUGAUGGGUUAUGAUUACCACAUCUUCUGGCCAUAUCUGCCAUUUACAGGCUAUAAUGCCCCGCUCUUUAAAAGUAAAAAUGACAAAUAUUACUUUGCAACUAUGAAUAUCCAGUGGUCUGCAGAUUAUUGGGUGAAGAAAGGCAUGCCAAAGGAGAAACUAGUCAUUGGAAUUCCUACUUAUGGCCGCACAUGGAAAUUGCUGAAUGCAGCAUGGAACAAAACUGGAUCACCAGCAGUUGGAAAGGGCAUGCUGUCUGGCAUUGUGUCAUACCCUGAAGCUUGCAUAUUCUACAAGGAAGGAGCAGAAAGACAUUUUGAUGAAUCAUGCAAGGUCCCUUAUGCAGUGAGGGAAAGGGAUUGGGUUUCUUAUGAAGAUCCUCAGAGCAUCAGGGAAAAGGUAAAGUGGGCAAAAGACAGCCAUUUUGCCGGAGUGAUGACGUGGAACCUGAACUGUGAUGACUGGGCUGGCAUUUGUUCAGGAGAGAGAUUUGAGCUUCAUAGUGUGAUCAAGAAAAUUAUAUCUAGUGAUGAAUUAGGGUUGAAUUACUCAUGAUAAGGUAGAUCAUUAUACUUGCUUUAGUAAAAGGAAUUUGCAUGUAAAGCAGCUGAUGACUCUAAUGAAUUUGAUAUUGUCAGGGUUUGCAUAUAUGAUUGUGAUGUUAUAAUCUUAUUAAGGUACAUGUUCCAGUUACUGGUAAUGAGAAUUAAUGGCACAAAAAGCACAAAAUUUUGAUAUGAUCAUAUUUGAUAAUAUUUAGGUGUGUGUAGCAGUAGUUAUGAAAACUUUUAAUAUAAUUGUCACAAUGAUAAUAAAAGAAAUUUGUUUGUUGCACAUCUGUUAUUUUUUAAAGAGUUUAUAUAUAUACAAAUACUUAUAUAUAUAAAUAUAUAUAUAUAUAUAUAUAUAUAUAUAUAGCCAUAUCUUUUUCAUAUCUUAUUCUAUGCCAAAGACUUACAAGCCAUGCAUCUUUUUUCAUUUAAUGUUGUUGAAUUUAUAUUUUUGUAGUACAGCAUUUCAAUGAAUAUUGAUUAAUGCAUAUGGAGUAUUUAAUUCCACCCAAUAACCUAAGUAUUUAUAAUAAAAGUAUUUUAAAAAUAUUAUUAUCUUAAAAAAUAGACACACAAACGAAGACUGAAAAGUAUCUGUCUUUUGCUUAUAAAAUAAAAACUCUACUGGUUACUUUGAGGAAGCUUUCAUCCUCUAGCCGUAUACACACCAAGCCUAUUGUUUUUUUUUUUGCUGGUGAAAAAAGUAGCCAAAAUCCUUUUUGUGGGAUUGUUGUUGCUUUAUUUGAAUCUGUUCUGGGCUAAGGUGUUAUUGAGAUUAAAGUGGGAGUUUGUUAUAGUCUACAUCUCUUGAUAGCACUUCAUAUGAACCAGCUGAUGUUUGGAGGGUAUGUUCGUACAUGCUCAAACCACAGUGAUUUACAUAAAUGGCUCUAGAACAGCUUAGUCACCAUGGAAACAAACAAAUGGUGACAAAGCUCUUGUAGAGCCAUCUCUUUAAACAAAAUACAUACAAAGAAAACAGUAGACAGUGCACACUACCAAGUUGUUAAUAAUUUUACCCUUUGAAUUGUUUUUGAAGAGCCAGGGAAACACAAUGAAGUAAGUAAUAAGAAGACUUUUCAUGGUUCCAGCAGUGGGAAGACUGAUUGCCUACUUAUGCAGAGAGCCAGAGUGUCUAUUUUAAGGGGGAUAAAAGGUUCCUGCAUGCUUUCUAAUCAGUCCCUUGUAUCUGAGAAUAUGAAGAACAUUGUUUGGAAAAUGAUGAUUUAGUCUGUUUAUAGUAAAAGGUUGAAAAAAAAAAAAAAAAAAAAAAAA
Messenger RNA from Penaeus chinensis, 2653 nucleotides. Its product is annotated as acidic mammalian chitinase-like. Gene Ontology annotation, cellular component: extracellular region. The record is from RefSeq and is a predicted model, not a curated record. Bases 159 to 1382 code for a protein of 407 amino acids. Gene Ontology annotation, molecular function: chitinase activity; chitin binding. Gene Ontology annotation, biological process: carbohydrate metabolic process; chitin catabolic process. The transcript has 8 exons. NCBI's taxonomy places the organism in Eukaryota, Metazoa, Arthropoda, Malacostraca, Decapoda, Penaeidae.